Olea europaea var. sylvestris is the source of this 718-nucleotide messenger RNA. RefSeq names its product protein transport protein Sec61 subunit beta-like. Gene Ontology annotation, cellular component: endoplasmic reticulum membrane; Sec61 translocon complex. NCBI's taxonomy places the organism in Eukaryota, Viridiplantae, Streptophyta, Magnoliopsida, Lamiales, Oleaceae. Gene Ontology annotation, biological process: intracellular protein transport. The coding region runs from base 232 to 483 and encodes 83 amino acids. The transcript is spliced from 2 exons. The record is from RefSeq and is a predicted model, not a curated record.
UCUACGAAAAUGAAAUGAAUUUGAAAUGAAUCUAUAUACAGAAGAUAAAGUUCAAAUUUAUAUCCAUUGCAUGUGCGUGUAAUUAGGGCUCCUUAAAUUUCUUUGGCACUCAGGUCGAUUGUUUGAGUGGAUUUACCCAAAUCCUGCUUUGGGCAUCUGAGGACGUGAAAGUGAAAGCUUGAUAAGAAGAGGGAAGUAAUAAAACUUGAUUGUCUUAAGGGAACAUUUGAAAUGGCUUUGGGUGGAGGUGGUCCACAGAGAGGAACUGCUGCAGCAGCAGCUGCUAACAUGCGUCGGAGGAGAACAACUGGUGGUGGAGCCACUGGUGGGGCUAGUGGAACCAUGCUCCAGUUCUACACUGAUGAUGCUCCUGGACUCAAGAUUUCUCCCAAUGUUGUGCUUGUUAUGAGCAUUGGAUUCAUAGCUUUUGUUGCUAUUCUCCAUGUCAUGGGUAAGCUCUACUUUGUUCGUAGAGAGGCUUAAGAUAAGAGGUUGAAUGGUUGAUGGCUAAUAAAAAUAUGAAUUGCUUCCUCAAAAUGCUUUUGGUGCGAUUUUUUUUUUUUUUUUUUUUAAAUAGAUUUUUCGAAUGGUCGUGAUGAAUAGAUACCUAGGAUUUGAGUAAUUUAAUGGAAAAUUGUGUAUUUUGGCAGUGUUUAUUCUCAAGUAUCUUGAAUUGUUUACUGAAUCUGGAAGAAGUUUUUGGAUAUCGUCUUCUUCA